Molecule: messenger RNA, 4173 nt
Organism: Penicillium bovifimosum
Lineage: Eukaryota; Fungi; Ascomycota; Eurotiomycetes; Eurotiales; Aspergillaceae
Product: Peptidoglycan-binding Lysin subgroup
Exons: 10
Source: RefSeq, a predicted model, not a curated record
AGUCCAGGGGCCCAGUCCCUACGGUGGAUGCUAUUGCUCGCCUUUUGCUGUUCUCUUUUGGGAAAUGCGUAUGGAACGCAUCACCAACAUCAUGGUCACCGACACCUUCACCAUCAAGUGCGUGAUGUGAAAGCCUCGGCUUUCCCCACCGUGACUUCUUCUUCUUCCCUUCCCUCCACUCUCGAGGAAGCCAAAGGGAUAAUCAAAAAUGCGCAAGCGUCUUUGGCGGUCAUGAACAAAGGCCGGUUAGCGUAUCCGCAAUGGAAUCAAUACAUAGCCCAGCCUGGGUCGAAAAAUGUAACCACCCCAGUGGCACCUGCACUUGGCACGAAGCAUCUGGCGACAACUCAUGCGAUGGUUGCCAAAAUCGCUCUGAAUGAGUCAAAGACGGAAAACCAGGGCAGCCAAAAAUUUACCUACACCAUUCCAUCUGCGGUUGCUCAUGCUGCCAAAAUUGUUGCUGAAGCUUCUCCUCAAUCUCCGCCUGGCUCUCAUGGUGUGGAUAUUGCAGAAAUCCGGCGCAAAUACCGGCCCCAGCGGAAUGACACCAACAGGCCAGCUCAGAAGUACGCGCAGUCCAAUGGACUAGACGGAUAUGUGCAUGCUCAUGCUCCCAUGAACUCUGCUCUGACUUCGGACUCGGGGGCCGACGAGUCCCAACUGACCAAGCGAUCGUCCGCGGACUUCUGGCUCACAACAAUGACCCAGAGAGGCUCCAGUCCAUACGCACCAGAAGGAUAUAAGGUCUGGAGAAAUGUUAAAGAAUACGGUGCCAAAGGUGACGGCGUCACCGACGACACUGCCGCCAUCAAUCUUGCCGUCUCUGAUGGCGGGCGAUGCGGAGCUGUUUGUGGCUCUAGUACUAUCUACCCGGCCUUUGUGUAUUUCCCCCCUGGCACGUAUCUGGUGAGCUCGCCAAUUAUCCAAUACUUCAACACGGAGUUCUUCGGAAAUCCCCUUGAUUACCCCACAAUCUUGGCUGCGUCCAGCUUUGUCGGUCUUGGCGUUAUCACCUCCGACGUCUAUACUGGGGACACUACUGAGUGGUACAUCAAUACCAACAACUUCCUUCGAUCAGUUCGAAACUUCAACGUUGAUGUCACGAGAACACCACUGGAUGCCUAUGUAUGUGGAAUCCAUUGGCAAGUGGCGCAAGGAACAUCGCUCGAGAAUAUGGUCUUCUAUAUGUCGCAAGAUGAGGCAACUACCCAACAGGGGGUAUACAUGGAAAACGGCAGUGGUGGCUUCAUUACCAACUUGACAUUCGUUGGUGGCAACUUUGGAGCAUACUUUGGCAAUCAACAGUUCACCACGUCUGAACUUACCUUUAUUAACGCAAAGAACGCCCUUCAAGUUCAUUGGGACUGGGCCUGGACUAUGCAAGACGUGAUUAUCGAGAACUGUGUCAAUGGCCUGGUGAUUGUUGGCGGAGCCGGCGGUAGCAUGAGCACUGGACAAUCCGUUGGCUCACUGGUCUUAAUGGAUGCUCUGAUCAUCAAUACGACAAACGCAAUCGUGACAUCCUUGUUCGCGGAAAAUUCGACCUCUUUCCUCCUGCAAAACUCUAUUUUCAGAGACGUGACCACCGCCGUGCUCGAUAGUGCUCAGGGUACAGAGAUUCUAGCGGGCGGAGCUGCUUUCGGGAUUGAAUCGUGGGGCUUUGGUCGCGUCGCUACCUCUAGUACUAACAGCACAUUCUACAACGGUCAGGAUAUCCCCGCCAUGGAGAGACCUGUGUCGUUGACGUACAUGGGAUAUGACAAGCCCAAUUUCUUCCAGCGUCGUCGACCUGCUUACACCAACAUUGGAAACACUCAGAUUAUCGACGUGAAAGAAUGGGGUGCUGCUGGGGAUGGCACAACGAAUGAUGGGCCAAUUCUGAACAGCAUCCUGGGCCGCGCUGCGAACCUUUCAGCCAUUGUCUUUAUCCCGCAUGGUAUUUACAUUGUUGAAGAUACACUGCAUAUUCCGGUUGGCUCUCGUAUCAUCGGUCAGGCGUGGUCCCAGAUCAUGAUGAAAGGGUCGAAGUUCGAGAACCAAUUAAACCCCCAUGUUGGAGUUCAAGUUGGCCAAACUGGCGAUGUGGGAAUCAUCGAGAUUCAGAGUCUGCUUUUCACGGUCUCUGGUCCUACUGCUGGUGCUGUGUUAGUGGAGUGGAAUGUCCACCAAUACACCCAAGGCUCAACUGCCAUGUGGGACUCUCAUUUCCGAGUUGGCGGCGCAAAAGGGUCUUCUCUGCAAACCUCCCAGUGCGACAAGAGCGAUACCGCAGUUAAUUCAGCCUGCGUUGCAGCAUCGUUGCUUCUACAUAUAACUUCUCAGUCUUCGGCCUAUCUUGAGAAUAUCUGGGCGUGGACUGCCGACCAUGACCUUGAUACAACAGCCCAAGAACAAAUCAAUAUUUACUCCGGACGAGGCAUUCUAGUGGAGAGCCAAGGCCCGACAUGGUUAUACGGCACCUCCUCUGAGCACAACGUUCUCUACCAAUAUCAAGUGUCCAACGCCAAGGAUCUCUACAUGGGCAUGAUCCAGACCGAAUCACCAUACUUCCAGCCCACUCCUCACGCUCCCCAACCGUUCAAAACGGGUCUAUUUUCCAAUGACCCAGUCUUCGCAGAUUGUGAUUCCUCGGCCAACUGCUUUGCCUCCUGGGCUCUUCGAAUCAUCGACUCUUCCUCUGUUUAUGUCAUGGGCACAGGUAUCUACAGCUGGUUCUCCGACUAUAGCCAAGCUUGUCUGGAUACAGAGAACUGCCAACAACGUGCAGUUGAGAUCUCCCAGAGUACUGAUACUUGGAUCUACAACCUUGUCACGAAAGGCAUUGUAGAAAUGAUCUCUCCUGUCAACGAAGACCCGACUCUCGCUGCCAAUAAUGUCAAUGGAUUCAUGUCAUCGAUUCUGGCUUGGGUUCGCGGAAGCAAUACCACCAUUGGAGAAAGAACCUUCCCUGGCUUCCAAAUAUACACUGCCGAACGCCUUGAAGGAUUGGGUCUUACCGAGUCGUGCACCACGGCGUUGACACAGAAAGUCCUUUGCAGUCCAUUUUUGAAGACCUGGACAUCCCCGGGCAUUGGUCAAUAUUAUGAAAAUACCACUUUCACUGACAUGCUUUGCGACGCUGGAUGUGGUGAAAGCCUUGGAAGCUACGUGGAUAAUGUGGAAACAUAUUGCGCCAACCAGACCAUCGGCAGCUCGAUCCCAACCCGAAAUGGAGGCACGAUAUACCACAACUACAAUUUGACCUGUCUCAUGGAUCAAGAUACAAAUAAAUACUGUCUUGAUACUAUCAUGGAUUUCACUACCGUGGAAAGCGCGAAGGACAUGCCAACUGAUGAGUUGUGCUCGUACUGCUACACCACCAUGCUCGAAAUGAGACAGGCCAGUAUCUACAGCAGCUACAAGGAGUCCGACAAAGAGAACCUCGAGCUGAUUCAAUCAACAUGCCGCCUGACUGGACCCACCGAGCUGCACGAUCCGCCUUAUACUGUGACGCCAACUCCGGACCCCGUUUGUGUCUCAAACACAACCUACACAACCCAGUCCGGAGAUACCUGCGACAAGCUAGCAAAGCAGUAUUCCGUCGCUUCAGCCGCAAUCCUCUAUGCCAACCCAACUAUAAUUGGGAACUGUUCUGAUCUGCCAGCCAGUCGCGAUAUCUGCAUGCCCCUAGCCUGUGACACGCAAUACACGCUCCAAGAUGACGACAACUGCUGGCAACUCGAGCAUGACUAUGGGCUCGCUCCAGACUCCAUUCGUCAAUUCAACCCCUGGCUUGAUUCGGAUUGUCUGAGCAUGCAAGGCGCCCGCGAAAUUCUCGGCAGCGUCCUUUGCUUUUCUCCCCAGGGCGAUACCCAUAUUACAGCUGGUGACGGCAUCACAACAGCUCCUGGAAAUGGGGUUUAUGCACAAGGCGUGGUUGCACCGCCUGCGGACUCUACUGUUGCGCCUGGAACUACGACGAAAUGCGGUCGGUGGUACUCCGCGACGGCUGAUGAUUUAUGCGUCCAGAUCUGCUUGAAGUCUGGAAUUUCGGCGAAGCUUUUCAAAGCGGCGAACCCUUCUCUGGCGACUGACUGCGACAAUAACUUGGUUGCUGGUGAUGCUUAUUGCGUUGGGCCGGUUCCUCGCUGGAAUGAAACUGCGUACUGGACUGAGACUGUGUCAGGAACAUAG